AUGGCAUUAGGAACAGCAGUCAACACACAGGCGCCUCUGUUCCCUCCUCCUGUGUCAACCACCCAGCAAAUUGCACCAUACUUUCCCUCGUCAUACGCACCUGUUACAGCAGCUGAACGUCCCGCUUCUCAACUGCAGUCAACCACUCUCCCCAACCUCCCCAGCGGCUCCAUUCCCCUCCCUCCAGCUCCCUCGUCUCCCCCCUUCUCCUUCUCCCUACCCUUCCAAUUCUCCUCCUCGGAACAACCGCCCUCUUCUGCGCCUUCCCCUCCCUUAUCCUCUUCCCCAUCCCUCACUCCCUUUACCCCCUCUUCCUCCCCUUCUCCCUCUCUGCCAAGCUCCUCCGCUCCCUUUCCGCUGAACUCCCCCUCUCCGCCCUCCCCUCCCUCUCCCCCACCCCUUGCUCGCACUUCAUCCCCAGCAUCCGUUCCCAAUCCCUCGCCCUCAUCAACCUCCGCUUCAUCCCCUCCCUCCUCCUCUCCCUCCUCUGCUUCCCAGCCCCCUUCCCAGCGCUGCCUAUUCGCAGGCCAGCAGCAGCCGUGCGAUCCAAGCAGGCAGGCUGACCCAAACGCACCUGCAGCCCCGCCAUCCCCACCAGCCCAAAGCUCCAGCUUCUCUCCACCAGACCCGACCGCUGCUGCUGCUCCUGGUGGAGCACCGGGCAUCAGGCCCUCUCCCCCUUUCCCCAACUCCUCUGUCGAGCCUUCUCCUUCCUCUGCUGCCAGACCGAUCCCCCCUGCCUCCCCUGCUUCAGCCCCUUGGGGCCAAUCAGGGGAACCGACUGCCAAUCAGAUAGCUGCCCCACCACCUCAGCCAAUGAGCGGCCAACAGCUGGCGAUCACAGGGGCGGCAGUGGGGGGAGUGCUAGCAAUAGGGCUCAUACUGCUGCUGCUCUUCGCUGCACUGGGCUGCUGCGGAGACGUGUGUGGGGGGCUGUGUGGGGGGAUAUGUGGGGGCCUGUGUGGGGCGAGAAAGAGGGAAGACGAGGAGAGUGUGUGGAUGGUGGAGGAUAAGGAUGGGGCGGCUCUUGCUAGUGGCAUGGACACAGGGAUGGGCGUGGCUGAGCAGAUGGGCGUGCCCUUGGCAAGGGGUGUCGGUGCGGGCGUGAGUAGAGCUGCUGCUGGGCUGCCUGCAGGCAUGUCAAGCGGCCAGGUGAAGCCAAUGGGUGCACCAGAGCUAAGAGUUGUGGCUGAGGCAAGGGGAGCGGCCGAGCCAAAGGGUGCGGCGGAGCCAAGGGGUGCGGUUGGGCCGAGGGGUUGGGACGAGCCAAUGGGCCAGCGUGGGUCAUCACUUGCUGAUGGUGAGCAGAUAAGGAAGAAGCAGCGAGGCAUUCACUCUGAGGCGGUGGACAGGAGUGGCCGAGGCACGCAAUCAACAGCAGUCGCUGCAACUGCCAUCACAACUGCUGUGCUGCCAUUCGGGGAGACUGUGGAUGUGGAGCGAGUCGUGAUCGGGCAGCUCUCCCCGGCCCACAUCUCACAGCACAUGCGUCUGCUCUCCCACCUCUCCCACCCGCACAUCGUCGACACUCUUGGCUACAAGCUACUGGCCGGCAACAUUUGUCUGGUAGCCACAGCCCACAUGUCGCAGGGGACUCUGCUCCAGUGGCUCAAAGGUGUUUCACUUGUGCCGGCCAGCCUCCUCCCCCCCUCUACUGGACUGGCCUACAAGGGUACAGGUGGCGCGGUCUCCUCCUCCCCUCCUCUACUGGACUGGCCUGCAAGGGUACAGGUGGCACGGUCGGUAGCCCGAGCUCUCACAUUUGCCCACUCGUGCGAUCCCCCGCUGCCACAUGGCGCUCUCUCCUCGCGCCACGUGGCGUUUGGGGCGGACCUCAAGCCGCGUGUCGGCGGCUUCGCUGCUGCCAGGCUGAGAAGACUGGGGCACCGCAGGGCAUCGCAUGGAAAUUCAUCUGAUGACAUGGUAGCUGACAUGGCAGCUGACGUGGCGGAGCACAUAGCAUCGGACAUCCACAGCUUUGGUCUCAUUCUCCUCCAUCUGCUCACCGGCCGUGACCCCUUCCUCUCAACACCAUCAUCAUCAUCACCACCUUCCGCCUCGUCCUCUUCCCCCACCUUCGCUGCCCUUUCGUCCGAUGCACAGCGGAUGCUGGCUGAGGUGAGUAAUGAGAGCUGA
Messenger RNA from Closterium sp. Naga37s-1, 2136 nucleotides. The record is from the annotation of a GenBank genome assembly. NCBI's taxonomy places the organism in Eukaryota, Viridiplantae, Streptophyta, Zygnematophyceae, Desmidiales, Closteriaceae.